UGGAGACUCAGUGCCAGUUGAGAAACAGCGGGCCCGGCGGCCGCAUCCAGGAAGCUCUUCGCCUAGCUAAGAAGUGCCUAAUUGGAUUUUUGAGUUACAUCCAUCUACCAUUUCCAUAUUCCGUCGGGUUAAUAUUGGCCCGGGCUUAUCUCUUUCUGACAGCUCCUCAAGGCAUCCCCCCCCUCACAAACCGGUCCAAAUACCACGAAAACCCAGUGAUUCUGACAAGAAAUAGGGCACAGAACUGUUCAAAUAUCCUGGUAGGUCUAUAUAACCUGUAAGUGGAGCUCGCCUCAGCCAUCUUGGCCCUAAAUCCCAUUGGCUAGUGUCCUCGUCACUCCUGUGCUAGCUUCACUGGUGUAAACUAUAUGCUGGCCCUAUACUCUUUCAGACUUUGACAUGCGGCCGCUUGUCAAGGUGCGGCCGUAGACAAUGAAGCGGCCGCAAGCCAAGACGCGGCCGCAGGCCUUUCAAACAGCGAGAAUGGUCCCCUUCCAGAAAAUCUCAGCAUGAUUCCAUUGAGGUAUUAACUUCUAGGCAUCAUGGCGUUGCCUCAAAUGCCUGCGGCAGAGGAUUAUAAAUGGAGAGCGCCCGACGAAGAGAAAGUCUAUAAAUUCAGCAUCUUCCCGAGUUGCGUUGAACCUGAAUGCCCGCCACACAACCUUCACGCUCCAGCUCUCCCAAUCUGCAGAAACACCACACCAGUUUAUUAGCACAUUUACUCUCACCAUGCCUGAUAUUACCGCCCCAGAGUUGAAGAGCUCCCUGGGAAUCUACCGACUGCUCGCACCAAGUGCAGCAGUGCGGGUUAGUCCACUAUGCCUCGGAGGCAUGAACUUUGGCGAGGAAUGGAAGGAUUUCAUGGGCGAAUGCACCAAGGAGACUUCUGAGAAGAUUCUUGACUACUACUACGAGAACAACGGGAACUUCAUUGACACCGCAAACCACUAUCAGAACAGUGAUUCGGAGAAGUGGAUCGGGGACUGGAUGCACUCACGUCAAAAUCGCGACCAGCUUGUCCUGGCAACCAAAUACACCACCGCGAUCCGUAUCCCGCACCCACACGAGAUCCGCGCAAACGGAAUGGGUAACGGGGCCAAGUCCUUGCACACCUCCUUCGCAGCCUCCCUCCGCAACCUGCGCACUUCAUACAUUGACAUCCUAUACGUACACUGGUGGGAUUUCAGCACCGGCGUCGAGGAGAUCAUGCAAUCCCUCAACGCCCUCGUCGUCUCAGGAAAAGUCCUCUAUCUCGGCAUCUCAAACACCCCCGCCUGGAUCGUCGCCAAGGCGAAUGCCUAUGCCCGCGCCCAUGGCUUCCGUCAGUUCAGCGUGUACCAGGGCCGCUGGAGCGCAGAGCAUCGCGACGUUGAGCGUGAGAUCAUUCCGAUGUGCCAGGAUGAGGGGAUGGCGUUUGUGGCAUGGGGUGCGCUCGGUGGAGGGAAUUUCAGGACGGAGGCGCAGUUUGCGGAGAUGCGUGGGAAAGCCAAAGAGGGUCGUGGGGGCGAACCAAGCGAGGAUGCUGUGAAUGUGUCGAGGGUGUUGGAGACAGUUGCGCAGCGGAAGGGGACGACAAUUGCGGCUGUUGCGCUGGCAUAUUUGCUAGUCAAGGCGCCAUAUAUUUUCCCGAUUAUUGGGUGUCGGACGCUGGCGCACUUAGAGGGGAAUAUAGGGGCGUUGGGGGUGGAGCUUGGAGAGGAGGAUGUUAAGGAGAUCGAGGCCGCGAAAGCGUUUGAUGUUGGGUAUCCGGGAACUGUUUUUGGCAAAGACCUGGAGAGUCAGUGGUUGCCAGGGAUGGCAGGGAGGUUUGAGUAUGUGAAGAAGGCAGGGGCGAUUCGGUUGGGGGAAAGCGAAUAGAUAAGUGAGCAGCGGCAAAUUUGGCUAUUCUUUAAUCUAAACCUACUCUUUACCAUAUCUUUGUAUGGUUGAUCUUUUAGUGGGUUUCAUACGGGACAAAUACUCAUAAUAACUAAGAUAUUUGUAGAG
This is a messenger RNA of Pseudogymnoascus verrucosus, 1986 nucleotides long. RefSeq lists its product as uncharacterized. The transcript is spliced from 3 exons. NCBI's taxonomy places the organism in Eukaryota, Fungi, Ascomycota, Leotiomycetes, Thelebolales, Thelebolaceae. The record is from RefSeq and is a predicted model, not a curated record. Bases 730 to 1857 code for a protein of 375 amino acids.